AGUGCGCGGUUAUAUUUGUUGUUAUUUUGGUAUAAUUUAUUAGCUGUUCAAGGUGCUGUAUGUUUAAUAAACUAAUCAGUUAUGAAAAUGUCCUUAAAACGCGUUCGAACAGAAGCAGAUUUCGAUAACGAACUUAGUGAUGCUUGUCAAAAUCUUGUUGUUGUUGACUUCUUUGCUGAAUGGUGUGGACCGUGAAAAUUGAUAGCUCCCAUAGUUGCAGCAAUAAGCGAGAAAUGCUGUUUUUCUUAAAUUAAAGUGGAAGUGGACGAAACUGACAGUUUUACUGAAAUGUAUGAAAUAAGUGCUCUGCCUACAUUCAUGUGUUUCAAAAGUGGUGACGAAGUUGACAGUGUUACAGGAGCAGAUGAAGUCAAGCUGAGAGUGAUGAUAGAGAAGAAUAUUUAGGAACUUUUCAAUAGUUUGAUUUCCUGAAAUUGAUUCAGUAGCGAGAUAUUAUCACAAAAAAUAAUUUGCAUUCGAAACAUAUUUUUUAUCACUUAAAUGGAUGACCAGGCAGGUACAUCCUCUUUACAAUGUGAAUCCAAUGUGCCAGAUGGAGAAUCAAAACAUGACGGUGAAGAAGACACAUGUAACAUUGACAACAAUGAAAGCAGUGAACAACACAUUAAAGAAACUGAUGGAUCUGGUCCAAAUAUAAUUGACAUAGCUGUCAGUCAAAACUAUUCAUUUAAUGAGAAGCUUAAAGCCACAUUGGAAAAACAUGGCAUAGCAAAACAAAAUGCAGACAGUUUUCUUAUCGGCUUAUUGAAAGAUAAAGACUUCAAAAAAUUAGUCAAAGCCAAUCUUGUGGAAGAGGAAUCUUCAGAUGAGGAAAGCGAUAUAACAGACGUUUCAAUGGCAAUGACUAGAUCUAAAUUGAAGGAGGUUAUGCGAAAUAGUCCGUUUAAACCACCGUGGGUUCCACCAACACUUGCAAAUACUUCUGGCGAUGGUCUUCCCAAAUUCAGUGAGUUACCUUUACCAGAAGAUGAUGAAGAUGAAGAAUAUCGGCCAGAAGAAUCAAUUUGCAGUGAUACUAUGGAUCAAUCUUUUUCAGAAACAAUGGACAAAAAAUCAGAAUUGGACAAUAUCCCCCCAAAAAAUAUAGAUGAAGAAUGUGUUUCCACCAACCCCGAAAAUAUUGUUAAUAUGGAAGAAUGUGGCUUAGAUGUAGCUUCGGACAAAGAUCUUAUAAGUACACGUACAAGAUCGAAACAUUCUCUCCAGUCUACAAGUUUGGAUGUAUUAGAAGCGGCUUUCGAUCCUCCAGAUGUGACAGCAGACAUGUAUGAUAUGAACAUUGGUGACUACGAUUGGCAGAAAUGGCUCGCCGAUUUAAUGAAAGACACAAAUGGGGGUAAUACGCAAGGAACUGAGGAUGAGGAUGACCCAGAUGUGGAUCCAGAUUUUGAAUUUCCACAUGAAAUUGAAGAACCGGAUCACGAAGAUUUGAGGGAUGAUUUUUUAGUUAGAGUUUCAAAAAAAGAAUUGGAUGGUCUGUUAGAUGAGGUUGAAAAUAUGCAUAAUGAUGAUCGUCCUCCUGUAACCUUUCCUACAUCACCAAAACUGAAUGACUCUACACAAUCUUCCAGAGAUGAACAGAAUACCCAGCCAGCAAAAACUGAACCAUAUUUACCAGUAUUUGAAAUAUCUAAAGAACAAGCAGAAUUAUUACAGCAACAGCUCUGCCAACAUGUACAAUUACUUGUACAGAGUAGCAUUUUAUGUAGAAACAAACCAGAUUUGAAGGAAUAUGUAGAAGAAGCUGAAGGUCUCUUAAAAGAACUUGUGGAUAUUGGUAAAUCUCAAAUAGACAAACUGAAUAUUUCAUCUUCAGCAGUAAUGCCGUGGAUUCUACCUGAUGCCAUAGAACUGAUAAAAACAAAUAUUCCUUUGUCUGAACCAAGUGUGAGAUUACUUAGAAUGGAACGAGUAAAAGGCCUUGUUUCAAUUCCCAUGGCAGUUGCAGAAGUCCUAGGCAACAGCACUGUAUUUAUGUAUAAAGAACUUUUACCAUUCUCUGCUCCUUCAGACAAAUGCUUAACUCAAAAAUUGCACUUCCGGAAAUCUGAAGAUUGUUUACUAGCUAUGGGUAUGGCUGAAAUGGCGGACCUGCCCAAUAUGUAUGAACUUAUAAGUGAGCAUAUGCUGCCAACAAAAACUGAAAAACAACUUCGAUCAAGAGUGAAAAAUGUUAUAUAUUGUCGAAAUCAAAGAGACAACUUUAAUCCUAUAAGGAAAUUUCACAGCUGUAGCAUACUGCCUCAACCGAAAAAAGAUGUCAAAUUUAUAAACAAAGACACUGUUAAAAAACCUAUCAAUAUGAAGGGCGUACUUCCAAAUUGGUUGAUUGCUCUAAAACCUAUGCUUCCACCGGAAGACUCAAGUUCAGAAUAUUCCUAUAGUGAAGCUAGUGAUUUUGGCCCAGGCGUUAAACAUUCUACUCCCCAUGCAAAAUCUAAAAGCUUAUCUAGAGAUCAAGCAUCAACGUUGAAGCAAAUUCCUGCUCAUCUCUCUCUUAAUACACAAUGCCAGGUUACACCAUCUCCUAUUAGGGCGAUUAUGGUUCCUUACAUACCAGUCGAUCCACAAAUUACUAAGAUAAAUAGUUCACAAACCAAGAUUAGUACUUCUCCGAGGAAAAUAUUGCCAAAGCCAAGGGAUACUGAUAUAGCAAUUUCACAAGAAAUAAGCAAUAUAAAUGUGAAAGAUACAGUUUCAAACUCAGUUUUGACCAACAUGUCUUCUGUUACUGGUAAUAAAGGGAAUAGUGAUGUGGUUGACAUGGUUGAUUUACCUCAGGCCACACUAGAGUCUAAUGCAGUUGAAGAAUGUGUACCCACCUCUAAAAAAGUUAAUAUUGAAGGGCUUGCUUCUGAUAAUAACAUUGACUCACACCAAAUAGGAACCUUCAUUCCGGAUGUUUCUGAAAAUUUACAAUUAGCUUUGAAUGAAAAACCAACAAUUGUUGUAACCAAGUCUAUCUCAACUGCAGUAAUUGAUAAAGAUGAGAAAUUAGAAUCUGAUAAAAGUUGUUCCAAUGAGGAAUCUUCUAAACCAGGAAUAUCACAAUCCAACGACCCAACAAAUCUUUCAUCAAAUUUUCAAAGUAAAUCUGUAUCAAGAGGCAAAUCUAUGGAAGCAAUGUCUGUUUGUGAACCACAGACUGCUUCAUCAUCAGAAGAAGAAGAUGAAAAAGAUUCCGAAACUGAAGAAAAUGCCGUUGCUACGGCUGAAAGCGGAGACGAUGAUGAUAUUUCAGAGCAUGAUGAGGUUUACGACAAUCAAGUUGAAGAAGAACGAUCAAAACCAGUGCGAAUGAAGAUUGCGAAAACUAGUAAUGGGUUCAGUUCUCUACCCGUAGGUGGAUAUCUUCGUAAAGUUCAUCCAAAAUUUCCAGGUAAAAAAUACAAAGGAAGCUCAAGGGAUUUGAGACGACUAAGAUCAACUGCUAAAACAAUACGAACCUUGGAGGAAGAUAGCAUAGUUCAACUAGAUCCCUGUAGAAUGGAAAAAGAGAGAAUCUUUGCAGCUGGAUUUCAUGAAAGAGUGCAAGUAGCUCUCAAAGACCACCCUGAUAUAUUCAAAAGUUUCACAGAGACAUUGAUUAAAUUCAGCGACGGUACGCGCUCACCAAUAGACUUAUACAUUGAAAUUUCUAAUUUACUGCAAGAUUGGCCAGAUCUUAUACAGGGAUUUGCUCCAUUUCUAAUGCCUGAGCAAGCACAGGAAUGUGGAAUGGGUGCCGAACAACAAGUAUAUUCAAGAGCUAGAAAAUUCUUAAGACAAUUGGAGAUUCAAUUUAGUGAUGAUCAAGAUACAAUGGAAAAAAUUUUGAAUGUAUUUCAUACUGUUGCAGGAACAGCGCUGUAUAGGGAAGAAGAAAUGAUGCAAUCUAUAUUAGGCCUUUUAAAAGGUUAUCCAUAUUUACAAGACGAAUUUAUCACUUUCUUCAACGACAGCCAUCCUCCAAAAAUUUAUUACGAUGAAGAUUUUGAAGAGGUUGAUCUGACAGAAGAGCUGCUAAAAGAUCCAACAAUAAACCAAUUCGAAAAUGUAACAUUGUUAUCAGUACCAGAUAACGCACCGCCUGUUGAAAGUAACUUGAAAAAGCCAAAGAAAAGAAGACUAUCUCUUAGUCCUACUGAAAAUGAGAAAUCACCAUCAAAAGUUGCAGCUUUAUCAGAAAACAAGGAGAAUAUCUUUCCGGAUAUUACAAGCGCAGAUGCAGAUGAUGAAGAAGAUUUAUUUAACACUGAUUACGAAAGUGAGGAAGCUAUGACUGAAGACAUGCAAGAAGAUGAAGCUUGCAAACCAGCAGAUGAUAAACCACCUCCAAGCUCUGUUCCUCCUGACAUAACAGUUAUCAGCGAAGAUGCUCUCUCUAGUAGUCCUUUCAAGCGUAUUACAGAAGGAUGUCAGAAAGGGGAUGUCCUAUUGAGGCCUCACACGCCCACUGGAAUGAGAUUGGACAAUACGAGAUCGAACACAUUUAGUCAUUCACCUCUAUCACCUUUAAAAUCAUCACAUACUGAUAUUCUCUCCGUCCCUAAAACACCUACUGGCAAAACUGCACUUCACAUACAAGAAGAAAAUGCAGCAGGGAGUGGAGCAAGCAAAGUAGAUUCUGCUUCUGAAGGUCAACAACAAAUGGGAGAUCGAAUACCUGUUUCUAAUGUUUUAGAAGUAGAAAAGAACACCAAGGAGUCUAAGACAGGUUGCCACGGAGGAAGUUCUAAAGAAAAAUCAUCAGAAAACCCCAAAGAAACCAUCCAGGCAGCAUCCAAAUAUGGAGGUAAAACAAAAACUGUUACACCAGUUCCUUGGACAAGAGAAAUGGAUGAAAUCCUUAUAACAUCUUACCAGAAACAAAGCACAAACAAUAACAUGAUUGAAAGUAUUGCUGAAGAGAUAAAGCGAACAUCAUCGGAAGUAGAAGAUCGUUUGAAUCAUCUCUUAUCUUUAUUCGAAAGUGCUGAAACCGAUGAUACAAGUCAGGAAAGUGAGGAAGACACUGAUAUUCUUGAGAGUGAUGAAUCAAGUAAUGUGUAAACAUGUUAUUCACACUAUAUCUCCUAUCACUGUGACAUUAUAACGAUAUAGUCAUUGGUUAAAUCUAUCAAAAGGAAGCUGCAAAACUCAGCUUGCAGAACCACUUGCGCAGAGUCGGAGACUUUCAUACCCAAUUGUGUGCGGUAUUAAUGGAUAUAUACUUUAUUGAUAGUCAUUUCACAUCCAAGCAUUUUCAUUUGAUUAUUGACUGAUAAUAGUAGAUCCCUUCUCACUUUCUUUAAAUAUGUACGAUCAUCUUUCCCUUUCUAUAUUGUUACUUUUAUUUUAUUUUAAUACAGAAUUCUACUAAAUA
Molecule: messenger RNA, 5365 nt
Organism: Styela clava
Lineage: Eukaryota; Metazoa; Chordata; Ascidiacea; Stolidobranchia; Styelidae
Biological process (GO): regulation of DNA-templated transcription
Cellular component (GO): nucleus
Molecular function (GO): transcription coregulator activity
Source: RefSeq, a predicted model, not a curated record